AUGACGUCGAGUUCCGCCUCAAUCGCGUGGAGGACCAGCCUUCGGGCUCGCUCACUCCCCGCAUCCCGCUGGUGCCAACGACCGGCCCUACAGCCGAACCGGGCCGAUCGUGUGCCCAGCAUCUUGCGAUAUGCGUCGGAUUCGGCACCGGCCACCGAGGCCGUGAAGGAAGCUGCCAAGGAUGCGGCGAAGGAGGCCCCGAAGGGGAUUCCUAAGAAGGCUGCUCGUCGUUCUAGAAAGGGUCUUUACGGUACUUCGUUGGCUUUGGUGCUGUUGGCUGGAUAUAUCUACGGAACUGAUACAAGGGCUAGCGCCCACCGCUAUGCGGUCGUUCCUCUUAUUCGACUCGUUUAUCCUGAUGCUGAGGAGGCGCAUCAUGUUGGUGUUGAUGCGUUGAAGCUGCUUUACCGUUUUGGUCUGCACCCGAGGGAACGUGGUGACCAGGAUGGUGAUGGGGCUUUGGCUACUGAGGUCUUCGGCUACAAGAUCAACAACCCCAUCGGUAUCUCUGCCGGUCUGGACAAGCACGCCGACAUCCCGGACGUCCUGUUCGACAUUGGCUGUGGCAUCGUUGAAGUCGGCGGUACCACCCCCCUCCCACAAGAGGGCAACCCCAAGCCGCGUGUCUUCCGUCUACCCUCUCAACACGCCAUGAUCAACCGCUACGGCCUCAACUCCCUCGGCGCAGACCACAUGGCCGAAGUUCUGAAGCAGCGCGUGCAAGACUUCGCCUACUCCGCGGGACUCGGCGCGCACGAAGAAUCCGAGCAGCACGUCCUUGACGGCGAAGCAAACGUUCCUCCGGGCAGUCUUAUUCCCGGCAAACUCCUCGCCGUACAGGUUGCUAAGAACAAGCUCACGCCGGAUGGCGAUAUCGACGCUAUCGCACGCGACUACGUCUACUGCGUCGACCGCGUGGCCAAAUACGCCGAUAUCCUCGUCGUGAACGUCUCCAGCCCCAACACCCCCGGCCUGCGUGACCUACAAGCCGCCGCCCCGCUAACAGCCAUUCUGACCGCCGUUGUGGGCGCAGCCAAGGCCGUCGACCGUAAGACCAAGCCCCGUGUCAUGGUCAAGGUUAGUCCGGAUGAAGACUCGAACGAGCAGGUCUCCGGUAUCUGUGAGGCGGUUUGGAACUCUGGCGUUGACGGUGUGAUCGUCGGCAACACGACUAACCGCCGGCCCGACCCGCAGCCCAAGGGCUUCGCUCUACCGGAGAAGGAGGCGAGCACUCUCAAGGAGACCGGUGGUUAUUCUGGUCCGCAGCUCUUUGACCGCUCUAUUCCUCUGAUUGCCCGUUACCGCGCCAUGUUGGACCAGGGUCCCCCGUCUCAGGCUGAGUCUUCCGAGGAAGGUUCGGCACCUGCUGUUGCUGACCAGCUCGCUCGUAAGGUGAUAUUCGCUUCUGGUGGUAUCACUAAUGGUCGCGAGGCUCGUCAGGCUCUUGAGGCUGGUGCUUCGGUCGCUAUGAUGUAUACUGGUGUUGUUUAUGGUGGUAUUGGAACGGUGACGCGGGUGAAGCAGGAGCUGCGUGAGGAGCUGCAGAAGAAAUGA
This is a messenger RNA of Penicillium cosmopolitanum, 1554 nucleotides long. Its product is annotated as dihydroorotate dehydrogenase 2. The coding region runs from base 1 to 1554 and encodes 517 amino acids. NCBI's taxonomy places the organism in Eukaryota, Fungi, Ascomycota, Eurotiomycetes, Eurotiales, Aspergillaceae. Gene Ontology annotation, biological process: pyrimidine ribonucleotide biosynthetic process; 'de novo' pyrimidine nucleobase biosynthetic process. Gene Ontology annotation, cellular component: mitochondrial inner membrane; cytoplasm. The record is from RefSeq and is a predicted model, not a curated record. Gene Ontology annotation, molecular function: dihydroorotate dehydrogenase activity. The transcript is spliced from 2 exons.